Cotesia congregata is the source of this 381-nucleotide messenger RNA. NCBI's taxonomy places the organism in Eukaryota, Metazoa, Arthropoda, Insecta, Hymenoptera, Braconidae. The record is from the annotation of a GenBank genome assembly.
AUGAUGCUCUUUAAUUGUUUGAAGAAGCCACGCUGUUCAGAAUUACGGGCCAAGAACAAGAAGGAGCUGCUUACUCAGCUCGAGGAGUUGAAGAAGGAGCUUAUGAGUGCUCGAGUAGCACGACACAACUCCUCUGAUCCUUUGAAAUUGCGUGUGCUCCGUAAAUCUAUCGCACGUAUUCACAUUAUCAUCAACCAGAAGCAAAAGGAAAAUUUGCGUUUGUUGUACACCAACAAAAAAUGGAAGCCUUUGGACCUGAGACCCAAGAAGACUAGAGCCAUCCGUCGUCGUCUGACUACCCACCAGGAAAACGCUAAAACUCUGAAGGAAGCCAGGAAAUUAUCCAAGUGGCCACAACGGAAAUUCGCCGUCAAGGCUUAA